Messenger RNA from Carassius auratus (goldfish), 6301 nucleotides. RefSeq names its product neural cell adhesion molecule L1-like. Gene Ontology annotation, cellular component: plasma membrane; axon. Gene Ontology annotation, biological process: brain development; cell-cell adhesion; axon guidance. NCBI's taxonomy places the organism in Eukaryota, Metazoa, Chordata, Actinopteri, Cypriniformes, Cyprinidae. Gene Ontology annotation, molecular function: cell-cell adhesion mediator activity. The record is from RefSeq and is a predicted model, not a curated record. The coding region runs from base 1 to 3819 and encodes 1272 amino acids. The transcript is spliced from 28 exons.
AUGCCUGCCACGUCACAACAGCAGGUGGGCAGCAGGGGGCGAUGCGCUGCUCUCCUGCUCCCUCUUCUCCUGCUGUCCAUGGCUCCCAGGCCUGGGAAUGCCACCAUCAACAUCCCAUCCAAAUACAAAAUAAGAGAUUUGAAAAGCCCCCCAGUGAUUACCGCUCAGCCGGUGUCUGUAACCACCUUUUCAUCAGAUGACAUCACACUUACCUGUGAGGCAACUGGGAAUCCCCCGCCCACGUUCCGCUGGGUGAAAGAUGGUGUGGAGUUUGACCCCUCUAAAGACCCUGAACUCUCCGUGUCCAGAGAUUCUGGGACCUUCUCGUCGACAGCCAAAGAUGGACCAAUUCACCAAUAUCAGGGCAGAUACAAUUGUUACGCAUCUAAUGAUCUCGGCACGGCGGUGUCUAACGAGGCUCGCAUUGUCACAGAGAACACUCCCACGCUACAGAAGGAGAAGAAGGUGGCGAAGAAGGUGGAGGAAGGAGAGAGUGUGGUGCUUUCAUGCAAUCCUCCUAACAGCACUGUGGCUCCGGUCAUCCACUGGAUGGACAAGAAGCUGCGGCACAUUCAGCAGAACGAUCGUGUGAUUCAGGGUCGCGAUGGAAACUUGUAUUUCUCUCAUGUGACUGUGGCUGACAGUCGAGACGACUACACCUGCAACACUCAGUUCCCCAGCGCACGCAUCAUCGUCCUCAAAGAGCCCAUUAAACUCACUGUUGUCCCCUCUAACUCAGUGGUGCGUAACAGAAGGCCACAAAUGAUGCGACCCACUGGCUCCCGCAGCUCCUACCUGGUGCUCAGCGGCCAAAACCUGGAGCUGGAGUGCAUUGUUAUGGGCCUCCCUUCUCCCAAGAUCCAGUGGAUCAGGAAAGAUGGAGUCCUGUCUGAGUCCCGCACAUCCAAAGAUAGUUAUGAUCGAGUUCUGCGCUUUAAGAAUAUCUUGGAGUCUGACAGCGGCGAGUACCAGUGUACCGCCUCAAAUCCGCAAGGCAUAAUCACUCACACCUACAGCAUCACUGUAGAAGCUGCCCCAUAUUGGACUAAAGAACCAAAGAGCCAGCUAUAUUCCCCAGGAGAGACUGUCAAACUGGAAUGCAAGGCUGAUGGCAUUCCCAGCCCUGAGGUCACCUGGAGCAUCAAUGGCGAUCUUCUUACUGAUAUUGACCCAGAGCCCAGACGCAGCUUGAAACAUGGCGUUCUCACUCUGAACAAUGUGGAACUCAGUGACACUGCGGUGUAUCAGUGCGAAGCAGUCAAUAAGCACGGCUCUAUACUCAUCAAUGCCUACGUCUAUGUUAUAGAACUGCCCCCCCAGAUUCUGACAGAAGAUGUGCUGAUGUACUCCGUGGCAGAGGGACAGAUGAUUGAGCUGGCGUGUGAGACCUUUGGCUCUCCUCGGCCUAAUGUCACAUGGGAGGGAGAGACAUUGGGUGCUCUUGCAUCUAACCCAAGGAUGAGACAGUUACUCGAUGGCUCUCUGCAGAUCAGUAACGCCUCCCUCGAUGACAGCGGCCAGUACACCUGCACUGUCAGCAACGGCAAAAUCACCAUCACCGCUGAGCUGGACGUACUCAAUAAGACAGUCAUUGUGAAACCUCCACUGGACCUGCGAAUCCAGCGGGGGAAGCCCGCUACCCUCGCCUGCGAGUACCAGGUGGACUCCAGGCAGGACGCCCCUCAAGUCCAAUGGAGGAAAAACGGACAAAAGCUCACAGAGUCGUCUGAUUCAGACAAGUACAUGCUAGACGAAUCUACACUCAUAAUACCUGAUGUCAAUGAAGAGGAUGAAGGGAUUUACACCUGUGAAGUCAUUACCACUCUGGAUGUAGCUGAAGCGAGAGGCUCCAUCACUAUCGUUGACCGACCAGACCCUCCGACCCAAAUACAGAUGACUGAUCCUAAAGACCGCAAUGUCACUCUCAGCUGGACACCAGGAGAUGAUCAUAACAGCCCUGUGCUAGAAUAUUUGAUUGAGUUUGAGGAGACUGAAUAUGAAAGAAAAGAAUGGGAGGAGCUAAGCCGCGUGUCAGGCAACAAUCAGCGAAUCACCGUUUCCCUGAAGCCCUUCCUUUCCUACCGUUUCCGAGUCAUCGCCAUCAAUGACAUCGGCAAGAGUGACCCGAGCAUGUACACGGAUGUCUUUUCCACACCAGCUGCUCCUCCAGACAGUAACCCUGAAGGAGUGCGCAGUGAUUCCAUCGACCCAGGCACCCUUUUAAUCACAUGGAAGGAAAUGGACAGACGUAGUUUCAACGGCCCAGGUUUUGAAUAUAAAGUGAUGUGGAGGAAAGUUUUGGGCAGUGGACCAUCUUGGCACAUUAAAUCCAUCAAGUCUCCACCCUUAAUCGUCACAGAUGUGGACAACUUCUCUGCCUUUGACAUUAAAGUGCAGGCUGUUAAUGAGAUGGGAGAAGGCCCGGAGCCCAAAUCCACCAUUGGAUACUCUGGAGAGGACUACCCUCUUGAGGCCCCUUUGAAUGUGGCAAUGGACUCGAUCAACAGCACUGCCAUUGAAGUGGUGUGGGCGUCCAUAAACAGAGAAACUGUGAGAGGUCUUCUGAAGGGUUACAAGAUUUAUCUAAUGUACUACGGCCCGGUAAGCAGACGGGAGCAUUUUAGGGAGGGGAAGCCAAGCAACAUCUCGUUUGUGGUGACAGACAGUAAUGAGGAGAAGAAGAUUCUGGGAGAUCUGCUGCCCUACUCCCAUUAUGCACUGUCUGUGAGUGUCAUCAACAAUAAAGGAGAAGGUCCCCAGUCUGAACCCCUCACUUUCCGCACUGCCGAAGGAGUACCUGGUCCUCCAUCAUCUUUACUGCUGGAUAGCCCAUCAGAGACAGAAAUGACACUGCAUUGGACUCCGCCCACCCAGCCGAAUGGUGUCCUGAAAGGAUACAUAUUACGAUAUCAACAAGUUGAUAAGAAAGACAGUUCCAUGCAAAUAGAAAAUAAUUUUGACCACGCCGUGUCUCACGUCAGCUUGAAGCUGGAUCCACAGAGCCGUUACCGCUUCUACCUGCGAGGCUACACUGCUGAGGGAGAAGGACUGCCAAUCAUCAGGGAGGGAGCUACAACACUGGAUGGAGUUCCACCCUCCAACAUUAGUUUAUCGACUGGAGAGACAUCAGUCAACCUGACCUGGGUAUCAAAAGAAAGACAGAGGAACGUGGGAUUCUUUAUUCAUUACCUGAAAAAGGAUGGCAAAGGCACGUGGAAGCACUCUGAAAGAGUAAACAGCUCCCAGUCCUUUUACACACUGCAGGGGCUCCAGUCUGGAUCUGAGUACCGCCUGAAGAUUGACUUCAAAAACAAAACUUUAUGGGAGGAUGAGGUUCAGACAGAAGGAGCAAAAGUCAUGAUGGUGCGUAAAGGGUUUGUGACUGAGAGCUGGUUCAUUGGACUCAUCAGCGCCCUUGUGCUGUUACUGCUGGUACUGCUUAUUCUGUGUUUCAUAAAACGAAGCAAAGGUGGAAAAUACUCAGUCAAAGAAAAAGAAGAAGGCCAGAUAGAUUCUGAAGCUCGGCCAAUGAAUAAUGAGGGUUUUGGAGAAUACAGAUCACUGGAGAGUGAUAACGAGGAGAAGAGGACGGCCAGUCAGCCGUCUCUGUGUGAGGAUAGUAAGCUAUGUACCGACGACGCUUUAGAUGACUAUGCCAACAGCAUGCAGACCGAGGUCAUCAUGGACGAGUCGCUGGCCAGUCAGUGCAGCGGAGUCCGAGAUGUUCCUGAUCCCGGGACUCAGGAAAGUUCCCCUCUAAAUCCUGCCACAUCCAUCUCUCACCACGGCUUGCCCAACUCCGCCGCCCUCCUUGACUAGCCGGGUGACACCAAAACCAAACGUGGAUGCACAUUGGCCCAUGACUGACCAAAUAAUCCAAAACCCACAAUUAUGAGACCUACACACACAACAGAUGCCAAGAAAACCAUCCAGAUGCACUGCUGGACAUAAUUGGACCAACACAACACUUACACAUUCGAGUGACAUAUAACAAAUAGACUGCCAUGCCCGUUGUUUACAAAUAUUACUGCUCAUUUUAUGAUAUGAAAUAGGCUACAGCCGUUUACAGUUGUAUAAAUGUGACAAGAAGAGACUAAUCCAGUGACAAAUAAAGUAGACGCUUCGCUCCCAUGGCGAACGCCAAUUCAAAUCUUAGACAGAUUCACCUGUUAGUCAAAAAAAAAAAGCGUUGCGGAAGGAGAGUGUGAGGGAGAAGAGAGAAGCUGAGGGCCUUAAAAUCAUGACUAAGUGCGUUGUGCAAGCAUAUAUACAGCAUGAGCUGGUUAUACUGGUUGCAAAACUUUAUCAGCUUAUUGUUUUGUGCGUCUCUAACAUUUGUUGAUUUUUUUUAUUCUUUGAAGGCUUGCCUGAACCAUUUUUUAUCCAUUUUAUUAUUAAUUUAUUUUAUUUUUUUACACAAGAAUCCAUUUGUUGUGUUUUAAAGGUGUUGUAAGCGAUGUUAGCCAUUGUGGAAUAUCUCCAUUUUAGCCACUGACGUAGACACGCACCCUUAAAAGAUUAGCACGGUUAUGAAAUACGUUUCAUUUUGAUCAACUCAAACUGAUCAAUGCCAUAACUCCUUCCAGUAAAUUUCUUAGAAUCUCCUACAGUGUCACAUUCAGAUCUGCCACUAUCUAAUCAUGGAGAUUCUAUUCCAUAAAAUUAGCUUACAGUACCUUUAAGUCAUCUGUGUGUUGAUAUUGUAAUAUUGUAGAGUAUACAUAUCAAUAGAAGAUACAUAUCGACAAUGACAUCCCCUCAGUUAUGAUUACAGAUUUCUGUAGUGUAAAUACAUGAUGCAAUUGCUCUACGACGCUAGAUCGUAUAUAGGAAGCUGUACAUACAAGCAUCUAUCAAUUUAGCCAAAUACAGUAUUAUAAUCUCUUUCAUCUCCAUCGGUUCCUGUGCCUGCCUUCGACAAAAUACUCACCACCAUCUCUCAUGUUUAUUUCUUCUUCUGUAUGUGUCUGUGUUCUUAAUUCUAGUUUUCUGCAUUGUAUAAAAUUGUACUGAUUCUCUCUUGGAGUCCUGUUGGUGUAAAGCCAUAAGAAUACACACGUAAGGUGUGUGGAUUUGAGGUCGUAUUGAGUUAGAUAGGGCUGUGAGAGAGUACGUCAAACACACAGUUUAGGUUUGGUUACUUCAAUGCAAUCAUGUAUUGGCUUGUCUUAUUACGCAGAAUGUAUGCUUUGUUUGGGUGGGAAUUGUUCCAUACCAGUAUACCAAAUAGCAUUUGUUCCCUUUUUUGCUUUUUGGUUCAUUUGAUUUGACGUUUGAUAAACAAAUAUAGCAGAAUAUAGCACUGAGAGAAUCUAUGGCACAUCUGGUAUUUCUCUAGAGAGGGGCACAGGGAAAAAAAAUUAUAAAAUCUCUUAAUUUCCAGAUGAAUGUAAAUAUAGCCCAAAAGAUUUGUUUGUUAUGAUGUUGAAAACUGUCCUGUUGAUUAUGUUUUAGGUUUUUACAUUUGAGUUUUGUAACUUUUUUAACUUUAGAGUAACUUGUUAGUUGUGAUUUGAGUGUGGUAGACAAGUAGUGCAUAGUAUUAAAUAACUACGAAAAAAGUCCUUUGAUAAAUAAAUGUCGCAGGUUAUGAAAAAAACGAAGAGACCGAAAAAAGCUAACUGAAACAUGAUUGCGCUUAUAGUUUCCCGAGUGCUAAAGAAUGGCAGUAUUGUGCAUAUCUGAUUAGAAUCUAUUGCUGCAGAGGCAGUGUGAAAGAAAGGAUGCAAUCAUUUUAUUUGCGCCACUGCACACACAUGCACACACACACUUCCAGGGAGCAAUAGAAACAAGCUGACUCAGAUCUUUUGAGACCACUGUCUUGCGGCAGGCUUUUUGCAGUGAUUCCCAGCCUUCUGGGAUUGUCUGAUCAGUGUAAGCCUCCCUCACAAAAGCUGUACAGACACACUCAGGACAAAAGUCUCUUAGAGGUCUAUUUUCUUACAGGAGGGGGAAGUGAUGCAAAUUCUAACUCAAUAUUCAACUGAACUGCUGCUAGUGUAUUUUGUCAGUGUCUUGACUGUGUAUUGAGCUCGGAGGUGAAUCGACUCUCGGAUAUCCACUAUACUGCCCUCUGCUACUGCAACUAAAACUGGGAGGGAGGGCAAUGUUUAAAGCGUGACUAGCGGACGAACGUUGCCGUUUCUGUUGUUACUUGUCAAAUGUACGCAUUCAAGCUCAUAAUGCAUCUUAAACUGUAGGCUUAAUGCAUAAAUAAGCUUGACAUAAUAGUCUCUUAUUCCUCUUGUAUGUUCUGUUUGUUACUGCAUAUGAUGUGAAAAUAAAUGAAGGACGAGAUGAA